AUGGAAAAGAAAGGAAGGAGUACACAUCAAGAAAAUAAGGCUUUGGUAAAUGAUGUUGAGGUACGGGUAGUAAAAUGGAUGGAAAGGCAGUCGGUCACUUUGUUGUCCACAUCUGUAUCAGCAGAACCUCUGCACGAGGGUAAAAGUUUUGAUGGAAAUGCUAAGGCUUCAAUCAUGAUCCCCUGUCCUGCAGCUGCUAAGAGUAGAAAAAAUUCAAAGGACACAGAACAACGAUGUGAGCUUAGGUUGAAUUAUGUCAUCGCCCUGAAGAACACUUUGGAGUUGCUUGACCCAUUGAGGAUGGCUUUAGAGGACGUUUCUGACCCUCUUUUGUCAUCUGUGAAGGAGGCAGUGAACAGCCAAGCCCUAAGGGAACUUCUUGACCUGUUGCGGGAGGUUUUGCACGAAGACGCUCGUCUCGUGAAAGGUACAGCAGCCAUGAGGACCCAGCGAUGUUAUGCUAUAAAGAGUCAUGUCAACGGACUUUUGGAUGUGGCACGGAAGAUCUACUCGGAAAUCAUUGAUGAUAUCACUACUUAUGUGGAAGAACUUGGAAAAGAACUGAAGAUGAUGCUCAGUAGGGGGGUCAACAAUGCCAGCCACGAGGAUCCAUAUAUCUAUUUCCCACAAAAAGAAAAGUGCUCUUAA
Molecule: messenger RNA, 648 nt
Organism: Macrobrachium nipponense
Lineage: Eukaryota; Metazoa; Arthropoda; Malacostraca; Decapoda; Palaemonidae
Product: mutS protein homolog 4-like
Exons: 4
Coding region: 1-648 (215 amino acids)
Source: RefSeq, a predicted model, not a curated record